Knipowitschia caucasica is the source of this 579-nucleotide messenger RNA. NCBI's taxonomy places the organism in Eukaryota, Metazoa, Chordata, Actinopteri, Gobiiformes, Gobiidae. The record is from the annotation of a GenBank genome assembly.
AUGGGUUGUGGGGAGGGUUGGUGGGGGAGGGUAAGUGGGUGGGUUGAGGGGUAUGUUGAGUGGGGUGGUGGUGGGGUGGUAUGGGGGGUGGGUGGGGUGAUGGGGGUGGGUGUGGUAGUAAGGGGGGUUGUGGGGUGUGGUUGGGUGGUUGGUGGGAGUGGUGGGUGGGGUGGAUUGGGGGAUGGGUGGUGGGGGUGGUGGUGGUUGGUGUUGGAUGGGUUUGGGUGUGGGUUGGUGUGUUGGGGGUGUGGUGUGUGGGGUGGGGUGGGUUGUGUGGGUGGGUGGGGGGGUGGUUGUGGUGGGUGGGGGUGGGUGUGGGAGAUGUGGGGGGUGGGUGGUGGGGGGGGGUUGGGGGGGGGGGUGGGGUGGAUGGUGGUUAGAUGGGGUGGGGUGGGUAGUGGUGGUGGGGGGUAUGGGGGGGUGGUGGGGGGUGUUAUGUUUGGGGGUUGGUGGGGUGGUAUUGUGGGGGGUGGGUGGAUGGGGGUGUGGGGUAGAGAUGGUGGGGGUGAUAGUGGGGUGAGGAUGGUGGGGUGGGUGAAUGGGGGGUGGAGGGGUGAAGGAUGGGGGUGGGUGGGGUAA